Labeo rohita (rohu) is the source of this 4669-nucleotide messenger RNA. It is a transcript of the gene fgfr1b, whose product is annotated as fibroblast growth factor receptor 1b. Gene Ontology annotation, cellular component: membrane; signaling receptor complex. Gene Ontology annotation, molecular function: ATP binding; fibroblast growth factor receptor activity; fibroblast growth factor binding. The record is from RefSeq and is a predicted model, not a curated record. Gene Ontology annotation, biological process: fibroblast growth factor receptor signaling pathway; positive regulation of cell population proliferation; multicellular organism development. Lineage: Eukaryota; Metazoa; Chordata; Actinopteri; Cypriniformes; Cyprinidae.
GAAUCGCUGCUGUGAGCGACAGAGAACGCGCAGGACAAACACGCACAUUCGCAGCAGUUUACUUCAGCGUGACUCGUAAAUCUCCGUACGCAGCGCGAGUUUAUGAAUGAAAAACUUCCCAAACAGCAAAGACUUGGAAGUUUUCUCACGGUCCCUCUACGCACCUGGACCAAAACCUUUUGUUUGGUUCAACUAGUUUAAACGUGACUCGGUUUUCCUUCGCUACUUUUUGCAAAAAAACAGGCGCGCUGCACAAGAGAAAUCUGGCUGAGUGGCUUGUUUUGAUUUACUUCAGCGUGGGACAUUUUCUACAGAGAUCGCUUGUUUUGGAGUAAUGCUUUACAAACCUAAAUAACACCAACGAGAAGUGCAUUUCAACGCAAUCCAGUGCUCAUAAUAACAUCCAAAGGUAGUUCUAUGCUGCCGGUGUUGAUGGGCCAGUGUUGCCCACAGCUGUGUGAAUGAGCUGUCUCGGCCCAUCCUCCUCGCCCAGCUGCCGUGGCAUGGCUUCUCUCAGGAUGAUGAAGUCAUGGCGUUUGCUUCUCCUGUGGGUUAUUCUUGCUCAGCUCCCUUUGGCCCACUCACGUCCCGCAGUAACCGAACAAGUGCCCCAUUUGCCAAACCAUCGCUGGUCUUCUGUUCCACCACCAGUCCGAACAGAGGUGAAAAUGGAGCUGUACACAUUGUUCCCCGGGGAGCGUUUGGUGCUACAGUGCUUGGCUCAAGACGAGAUCCCAGCCGUAGGCCUAGGGGUCAUCUGGACUAAAGACCACGCUACAGUGCUGAAUGGAGACCACAUGCGGGUGAACGGGGGCCAGCUGGAGAUCGGGUCAGUGGAGCUGACAGACUCAGGGCUUUACUCCUGCACUGUCCACAGCUUAUUCGGCAACCACUCUGACUAUUUCAUCAUUAACGUGACAGGUCACGCAGUGGCGUCUUCUGAGGAUGAGGACGACGAUGAGUCAUCGUCAGAAGAGAACAAGCCGUCAAGUAGCCAGGAGCUCUUACCGAUGGCGCCUCAUUGGGCCCAGCCUGAAAAGAUGGAAAAGAAGCUUCACGCCGUACCGGCCAGCAAAACGGUGAAAUUCCGAUGCCAAGCCGAGGGAAACCCGAUGCCGAAACUACGCUGGCUUAAGAAUGGAAAGGAGUUCAAAAGAGACCAGCGCAUCGGGGGCUACAAGCUGCGGGAACACAUGUGGACCAUAAUCAUGGAGUCCGUGGUCCCCUCAGACAAGGGCAACUACACGUGCCUGGUGGAGAACGAAUACGGAAGCAUCAAUCACACCUAUCAGCUGGAUGUUGUGGAGCGAUCGCCGCACAGGCCCAUCCUGUACGCUGGUCUCCCUGCAAACCGAACAGCUGUGGUCGGCAGUGACGUAGAGUUUGUCUGCAAGGUGUUCAGCGAUCCCCAGCCUCACAUUCAGUGGCUCAAACACAUACUCGUGAACGGAAGCAAACUGGGACCUGAUGGACUCCCUUACGUACGCGUCCUAAAGACGGCUGGCCUCAACACCACCGACAAGGAGAUGGAGGUGCUCCAGUUGAGGAAUGUGUCCUUUGAGGAUGCUGGGGAGUAUACUUGCUUGGCAGGCAAUUCAAUUGGGAUCUCCCAUCAUUCAGCUUGGUUGACCGUUGUCAAAGCCCCAACAGCUCCCUCUGCAGUCCCUAGUCAGUCCUACCUGGAGGUGCUGAUCUACUGCGUUGGAUUCUUCCUCAUUUUCCUCAUGGUUGGAAUCGCCACUAUCGUCAAAGUCCGCAGCUCCUCCAAAAAGAGCGACUUCAACAGCCAGCUGGCUGUCCAUAAGCUGGCCAAAAGCAUUCCUCUCCGCAGACAGGUGUCGGUAGAAUCCAGUUCCUCUCUGAACUCUGGUGUUAUGUUGGUCCGACCUUCACGACUCUCCUCCAGCGGGACGCCCAUGCUGUCAGGGGUGUCUGAGUACGAGCUGCCCCAGGACCCGUGCUGGGAGGUGCCCCGAGAGAGGUUGGUACUUGGGAAACCUCUAGGCGAAGGCUGCUUUGGUCAGGUGGUGAUGGGCGAAGCCAUUGGACUGGACAAAGACAAGCCCAACCGCAUAACUAAAGUUGCAGUGAAGAUGCUGAAAUCUGACGCCACUGAGAAGGACCUUUCUGACCUCAUCUCAGAGAUGGAGAUGAUGAAGAUGAUUGGCAAACACAAGAACAUCAUCAACCUGCUCGGAGCUUGUACCCAGGAUGGCCCUCUUUACGUCAUCGUGGAAUACGCCUCUAAAGGAAACCUGCGGGAAUAUCUGCGUGCCCGUCGACCACAUGGCAUGGAGUACUGUUACAAUCCCGACCAGGUGCCAGUGGAGAGCAUGUCUAUUAAAGACUUGGUCUCUUGUGCCUACCAGGUGGCUCGUGGCAUGGAGUACUUGGCAUCCAAAAAGUGUAUCCACAGAGACUUGGCAGCACGCAACGUACUUGUUACAGAGGACAAUGUAAUGAAGAUAGCAGACUUCGGUCUGGCCCGAGAUGUCCAUCACAUAGAUUACUACAAGAAGACUACAAAUGGCCGGCUGCCUGUCAAAUGGAUGGCACCUGAGGCUUUGUUUGACAGGAUUUACACACAUCAAAGUGACGUGUGGUCUUUUGGGGUUCUUCUGUGGGAAAUCUUCACUCUGGGGGGCUCGCCUUAUCCAGGAGUGCCUGUGGAAGAGCUCUUCAAGCUACUGCGAGAAGGUCAUCGCAUGGACAGACCCUCAGCCUGCACUCAGGAGAUAUACCUGAUGAUGAAAGACUGCUGGCAUGCGGUUCCCACACAGAGGCCAACUUUUAAACAGCUGGUAGAAGAUCUUGAUCGCACUCUGUCCAUGAUAUCCAAUCAGGAGUAUCUGGACCUCUCGGUUCCCUUGGAGCCCAUGUACUCUCAGGUCAUCCUGAACGAACGAAGUUCCACCUGCUCUUCCGAGCCGGACUCAGUCUUUUUAAGAGAAUCUGCACCCGAAGAACCCUGCAUCCCUCCGACAGUCCCCCCACAACAAACUGUACGAUCCUUCAAAAAACGCUGAGAGUAGAGAACGCCUGGACCUCCAUGUAUGUUCAUAGAGGAUCUCUCUACACCCUUCUGCUUUCUUAGUCUCAUAAACUCUGCAGGCUCAGAGACUGAAGAGUUCAGCCUGGCCCGUUCUAGCACAGAAACGCAAGCAGGAGGAAACGUUUAUACCAGCAGGCUCUCAAAAACAAGACUGAACGGAACAAAGAGUCUCAUGUGGGGAAACUAUCAAACUGUUGUCCAUGGAUUGAGGGAUCAAUCCUCUCAAAUAAGAUGUUCAAAAAGCAUCACAGGAGGAUAAAAUGGUUGUCAAGGCCAACAAAAGUCAAUGGGGUGGAGAAAUAAUUUCAAGUAUUACCCAGUAGAGUAUGCUGGCUUUGUAAAUUGUACAAAUAUGAAAUUAUAUAAACAAUAUGGUUCUAUAUUACUUUUAUAAUUAUUAUUAUUAUUUUUGUAUGAGCUUGUUUAUUCCCUUUUUUGUUCAAACAUGAUCCCCAACAUUGUGUCCAGCAGUGACAAGCAGCAUUUCAUCGUUGCUUGGUUUCUAUUACUGCAGUAAUGAAAUCCCAAUGGUCCAAAAUCAUAGGAUAUUAUAUUAAGAAUGAAGUGUGUAAGAUGUUCAAAUACUUUGUUGCAUCUCAGUGAUAGGUUGAUUACCUGAUAAUUAUAAACACUAUUGCACUCUCAAAACAUUUAUAUGCUUGAUCCUGACCUGCUCAACAUAGCAAUAUUGGCUUGACCAAUAGCUUGAAUUUGGGGGGGACUAUCUGUUUGUUCGACCAAUGGCAGAUCGGAGUAAAUGUUUAAGAGACCUGUUGGAAAACAGUUGUUAUUUUAUGCCGUUUGGCAAUGCUAUUCGUGCAGAAAUUAGACAAUUCACAUUUAAACGUCAAAUAUGUUCUGACUAGUUGUGAUUGUUUUGCAUUUUCUCUUUCAAUGUGGAAAAAUUAAUAACUUAUGGUUUGAAAUGUCAUCUCGUGCCUGUUUAGAGGAUCGCAUAGAUUAUGGGAGACUGUUGAAAUAAGCUACAAAUGAAAUCUGUUACUUAUUGCUUGCUGUUACGAUCGUAAGGUGUAAUUACCGUUUGUUUGAUGUCUUGAAUCACUAAAUUCAAGUUGAAUUUAGGGGUUGAGGGGUCGACCGAUAUGUGUGUUUCAGGGCCGAUUAUUACAGACCGAUAACCGAUAUUUUGAACCAAUAUACAUGUCUGGUGUACAAAAUUAAUGUCAAAAUUAAGAAUAACAUGGGCUCUAAUAAAAGCAUUUUUAAAUCUGUUUUGGAAAUGACCGAUAAAAAUGCCAAAAAAAAAUCUGUGCCGAUAAUCAUCCAGGCCAAUAAUCGGUUGACCCCCAGUGUGAAUGAAUGUUUAGUAACUAUUAAUAUGAAACAGCUGGAAUAUGGUGGUUGACAAUCUGUUAGCACCUGUUUUAAAGCAUAGCAUGUCUGUAGCUUCUUCAUUAUUUUAAGAUGAAUUCUCAAACAGGGUUUGUUUAUAUGACAGGAUUGUGAGGAACAGUGCAAAUUACUUCUCGAAUAGAGUUUUGAUGCUUGUGUGAUUGUUUAUGUAUGUCCUGAUGUGAAUUUCGAGGCUGUGGCCAUGCACUUAUAUUCAGGCUUUCAAUAAGCUGACUGAUAUUGCCUUUCCUGUGGGAAUAUAAA